GACAUUUGAAGUUAAGGUUCCACACGUGUUUAUAUUAGGUACGAUGCGAUCCGUGUUUCAUACAUGAUAUUUUUAAGUAUUUUUCCAAAUAUUUUUUAGGAAUUGAGUAUAAAAAUGCCGGCUGUGAUACACAAUGACGUACUUAUGUACAAAGGGAGUAACCUACUCCGACAAAGGCUCCUGUUAUCGACACUUAGCGGGCGAACUAUAAAAAUUGAAGAAAUUCGCAGUACACAUGAAGACCCGGGCUUAAAAGAGUACGAAGUCAAUUUAAUUCGUUUAUUAGACAAAAUAACAAAUGGCUCAAGAGUAGAACUGAGCGAAUCAGGCACAUCUUUAUAUUUCCAACCCGGAAUUCUUAUCGGUGGUCAAAUCACACACAAUUGCUGUACGCAAAGGGGAAUAGGUUAUUACCUAGAAGUUUUACUAGCACUGGGACCAUUUUGUAAAGAACCGUUGAACGUAGUGCUGCAAGGUGUUACCCAUCAUGAUCUGGAUGUGUCAGUGGACAAGAUUAAAUCAACAGCUUUGCCGAUCCUAUUGAAAUUUAUCCUUGUCGAUGAUGGGCUGGAGCUUAAAGUUGUAAGGAGAGGUGCUCCUCCUCUUGGUGGGGGUGAGGUCGUAUUCAAGUGUCCUGUUCGUCGUCACUUGCGACCCUUACAGUGGACGAAGUGGGGACUAGUGAAACGUAUCCGUGGUGUCGUGUACGCCCUUAGAGUGUCACCGACAAUGGCUAAUAGGGUUGUGGAAUCUGCUAAAGGGGUGAUGUUAAACUUCCUUCCCGAUGUGUAUAUCAACACAGAUCAAUGCCGUGGUCCUAAUGCGGGAAAGAGUCCAGGGUUUGGCAUAAGUCUUCUAGCAGAGACUAAUGACAAAACAUUUUACUGUGCUGAGUCUAAAUCAUCAGAUGCCGGUACUGGUCAGAUAACUCUACCGGAGGACUUGGGUCGGGAGUGUGCACUCAAGUUGUUGGAUGAGAUCCAUCGGGGUGGAGCCGUUGAUUCUUCUUUUCAGUGGAUUUUAGCGCUUUGGAUGGCCCUCGGACAGAAAGAUGUUAGCGAGUGUGUUGUUGGGCCUCUCUCAGAUUAUACAAUCAAAUUCCUACAACAUCUCAAAGAUUUCUUUGGAGUGAUGUUCAAAUUAGAAGUUUUGAGAGUUGAAGAUGACAAUGAAGGCAGUUCAGAUGAAGAGGACACGACGCCUUCAGCUCAGAGAAUAAAAAUGACUUGUAUUGGUAUUGGAUAUGUUAAUAUUAGCAAGAGAACUUUAUAAAUAUAUAUAUGUAUUAUUAA
Molecule: messenger RNA, 1292 nt
Organism: Melitaea cinxia (Glanville fritillary)
Lineage: Eukaryota; Metazoa; Arthropoda; Insecta; Lepidoptera; Nymphalidae
Gene: Rtc1
Product: probable RNA 3'-terminal phosphate cyclase-like protein
Exons: 7
Coding region: 115-1272 (385 amino acids)
Biological process (GO): endonucleolytic cleavage of tricistronic rRNA transcript (SSU-rRNA, 5.8S rRNA, LSU-rRNA); ribosome biogenesis
Cellular component (GO): nucleolus
Molecular function (GO): RNA endonuclease activity
Source: RefSeq, a predicted model, not a curated record